Molecule: messenger RNA, 3825 nt
Organism: Varanus komodoensis (Komodo dragon)
Lineage: Eukaryota; Metazoa; Chordata; Lepidosauria; Squamata; Varanidae
Gene: RHBDD2
Product: rhomboid domain containing 2
Exons: 4
Coding region: 678-1604 (308 amino acids)
Cellular component (GO): membrane
Molecular function (GO): serine-type endopeptidase activity
Source: RefSeq, a predicted model, not a curated record
GCAAGGAGACCAGCCGGGCGACUCCCCGUCGGCUUUCUCGCUGCGGCCCGAGGCGGUGCGGGAGGGACAGGGGCCACACUGAUCCUUCCCUUGUUGUGAUGUUUGGCCUUGGGCAGGGGAUGCAGUCUCUCAUGGCCUCUGGCUCACAGGUGAGGUAAGAGUCUGCAGCCAUAGGGAGCUCCCUAUUAGGGGAAAUCACAGGGGUGUUCUCCCUCCCUUGUAUAAUAGCCUGUCCCAAAGCUACCCUCAUUUCAGAGCAGUUUCCCCCAAAUCCCUUAACUCCUCCCUCUGGUGUGUCUCUUGGUCUGGGCCAAGAGCUGAGGGGUUUCAUUUUAGCCCUCUGGGGUUCCCCAGAAGACCAUGCUCCAUCCCCCUGGCCUUACCCCCUUUUGCCCAACCCCAAUCUUUUGUCAGGUUUCAUGGCUUUGGGCCAAGUUAUCCCCCCCCCCACACACACACACACUCUCUGAAAAGUUGGAAUUAUGCAGGCCUAGACUUUUAGUUCCUUGACUUUGCCCUUGCACUGGAAGGCAGCCGCUCCCCAAAGCUCUAGACAUAAUUUCAGCCUUCAGUUUUCCCCACUGCUGCGCUGGGUUAACAGUAUCUUCUCCACAGAAUGUAGGGUACUGGGUUGGUUGCAGUGUUUGGCCAUUCCCUUGGGCAGCUCCAUCUCCAAAAUGGCUUUCCCCCCUUUUCCCUCAGUUUAUAGGCUGGUGAGCUACAUCUUUGUGUAUGGAAAUGUCAUCUCCUUGGUAUGCGGUGCUGUGGUCAUUUGGUACUUCUCCAGCAACUUUGAGAAGACGGUGGGCACAGCGAAGCACUGCCUCCUCAUGCUCGCCUUCGCCAUUUCCUUGGCUCUGCUCUACCUCUUGCUACGGGCUGCCUUGGCCGGGCUGCUCGACGUGGCAGAUGCCGAAGGGUUCACACCUGUCGCUUUCGCCAUGCUGGGCACCUCGAUCGCCCGCUCACGGAUGCGGAGGACACUGCUUUUGGGGGUCAAUCUCCGCAUGGCGCUCGUGCCGUGGUUUCUGCUUGGCAUGGCCUGGUUCAUUCCAAGCUCCUCACUCUUGGGAAAUGUCUGUGGCCUCCUGGUUGGGAACAUUUAUGGUUAUGGCUACUGCUCUGGCGUGGAUCUCACUGAAUUGACAGUCUCUCGCCUGGAUCAAAAGCUCCCUUUCCGGUUAUGGAAGAGAAUUCCAGGCCUGAAGUACAUUCCUGCAUCUCUGGCUGAAAGGAGGGCUUCUCAGACCAGGAAGCUGAAUCCUGUGCCGGGUUCCUACCCCACCCAGAGCUAUCUCAGUUCCCCUCCGCUUGCCCCCCUGCUUGUUCCUGCACAGCCCCCCGGGGUGCACAGCUCAGCACCUCCGCUGGCGUGCACAGCAGCUCCUGCACUGCACCAUGGGCCUGGCGCCCCCGGAGAGUCCUGGCCCCAGAACCAUCUCCGGGCUCCCUCAGAGCCCUCCCCAGCUUCUCUGCCUCUCAGUGGGCCUGACGGGUGGACACCGAGGCAGGCCGAUGGAGCCGGCAUCCAUCAAGCACCUGGAUUUCGAGCUGCGGGGGCGGCCUCGGGAGCUGCCGAGUUUUGUCGGGUUCAUGUCGGCUGACUGCGGUGGGCCGCUACAAGUCCUGGUCAAUGCUGGGGGCUGGUGCGGGGGCCGUGGAGGUGUCCCCUCUGAGAUGGGAGCCCCCACCAGGCGGGCAAAGAUGUCUUAAAAUGGUUGGGCAGCUGGAUCUCCGCACACGGAGGGCGCUCUCUGUCUCCCGUGCCCUGUGACUCUACCCCUGCGCAUCAGAUUUGGGCAACCUGCAGUGCGCCCAGGGGGUGCCGCAAGCCCGUGGCGCCAUCCCCUUGCCAAAGCCAGGCCGGAGCGGUUGUGGGCCGCCUGAUGGGGGCCAUCCCCUGCUGGGCUGUGCUGGCUCGGAGGGAUUGGGCCCUUCACGUUUACCUGUGCCUCUUUCUCUGGGUGGUGUGCCCCAAGUCUUUGCAAUGGGGAGCGGGGGACAGAGCAGGCUCUUCUCAGAGUCACCUGCCCUCCCGUGCGGCGUGGAAGUCUCGCCAGUGCUGCAUCCUCCACCCAUCGGGGUGGAGCCCAAAACUCCAAUCUGUUUCCUACCUCUGGGUUCUCUUACCCUCUGUGGAGUUCCUCCUACAGUCGUAAUAAAAACAGUCUGCUUUGAGCUGCAGUUGGUACCUGUGCCAAGCCUGCGAGAGGGCCCUUGGGGUUUGCCCCGUCACCCUUUGGGGCGCCCGUUCUUGUUUGCUGCUGUGGCUGCAGCUCCUGGAGAGGUGGGUGCUUCUGCGUCCGGUGUCUCUGUUUUGACCCCUCCGCCUUGGAUGGCCCUGCUGGGAGAGCAGCCCAAGGAGCCUCUUCUGGCCCCCUGGCAGCUCUGCUGCCUGCUGCUCUGACACCCGCAAACCCUCUUCGCACAUAAGGGGUGCUUGUGUUAAAAGCUAGGUUAGUUCAAACCUGCCACACCGUGUUUCGCCGCUAGGGGCAGACCUCCCCUUAAAAACACACAACUUUGAAGACAUGGGAGUCUGGGGCUGAGUUCGCCAUUUCCCCCUCUGGAGAAUAGUCUGUUCUUGGGGGUGGCGUAAGCCAUGAGGACUAGUAGCCAAAUUCUCCGUGAAUUUGUCCUGUUCUCUGAAAGCCAUGCAGAUCGCUGGCCCUCAACCCUUUCCCCGGCAGGGGAUUCCGUCAUUUACGUAGCUCUGUGCUGAGCAAAGUUGUUUCUCUCUCAGCUCUCCAUCCCACCUGCUUUGUGGGGUGACCCCAGCAGGGUCUAGUUUUAGGGGAGGGGAGCAAGCGCACCUUAGCCACACCCGCCACACCAGGCACCGGUUUGUGUGCCUCCAUCAUGUCUCCCCUUGCUUGCCUCUUCUGAGCCGAGCGGCCCCGGUGUCCUCGCUGGGAGUUUCUCCCGCUCUUGGUGGCCAAAUCGAAAGCCCUCUUUGUAGCCCUGGGGAGCAGAUGCCAGUCAGAAUUGGCGACAGCAUGUUGGAUGAUUUUUGCUCCAACCAGCUUCAGCUUCAGUCAUGCUUGCAUCUUCCAAUAUGGUAUGGACCAUGUAAAUACAGCAAAGGUGUAAAUGGAAAUGUUUGGAAAGCAAAAGCUGCAGUAGUUGAGAAUUCAUGUUCCCGUUAAUAACAGGCACAUACCAGGGAAGGUACACAAAUGAGGCAUACUUUUGUGGUGUAAAGAUACAGUUCUGCGUCCUCGGGUGUGCUAGUGUUUGGUUUUUUUUGGAGGGGCUUCUGCAUACCCAGGGAAUACCCAGGUAUGCCAAAGUGUGCAGGUUCAUGUAGGAAAGGGAAUUGCAAUUUUAACAUGCUUGACAGGACUUAAAGGAGUGCCUCUCUCCACCAUCCUCAAAAUUGCCGCAGAUCAGACCAUAUAUGCAAUUUUUGUUUUCAUAACAUUGAAUUCUUUAGAGCCAGCUAUGGAACCGGUGACUCGGGGAGUUUGCGGGCUCUCCCGCGUUCAGGAUGCAGCUGGAUGGGCAUCUUGGUGGCAGGGUGUUUUGAACGCUUUAAUGUUUUAAAUUAAGUUACUUGUAAGGAGAUUCGCUUGGCACCUUCCUUGUACUCCUUUUGGCACCAGGUGAAGACCUACCCCUUUAAAAGAUACUUUAAUAUCUAAUAGAUGCCACUGUAACCUUGUAUUAGUUUAUUCAAAUCUAUUUAUAUUGGCUUUUAUACAUGUCAAUGUGUAGUUGUUAUUGUUUAUGGUGAAUUUUAAUUAUGUGAUUGUUAGUUGCUUAGAGAUGUCAUUGGCGAAAUAGUUGGCAUAUAAAUGUUUUAAAUUAAACUAAAUUAAAAUGGUG